AUGUUAACACCAACAAGUCGUAUAUCCUUACCGUUGCGGCGGAACCUCAGCAGGCUUUACCGCCCUGCCACGUUGGUCACCAAGAAGAAUAUAUCAACCACUUCGGUGAGACGGAACGAACUUCACGAUGGAGACUUGAACAGCGUACGGCCAAUGUUUGACCUGAAAGGUCGAAACUACAUCAUCACGGGAGGUGGGCGUGGAAUCGGAUACGCAAUCACUCGUGCCGUGGCAGAGAUGGGAGGCAACGUGGCUGUCCUGGACGUGCUGCCCUCUCCGGUCAAAGACUUUGGUACCUUGGAGGGUGACUUUGGAGUCAAGGCCAGAUACAUCCAUGCCGAUGUGACGAGCGGUGAGAGUCUGACAAAAGCAUUCGACCAGACUGUCUCGGAAUUUGGAAGUCUUGAAGGAUGUGUGACAGCUGCUGGCAUCUGCAUUGACAAACCAUUUGGAGAGUGGUCGUGGGAAGAGGUCCGGAAAAUCAUGGACAUCAAUGUUACCGGUACAUUCUUCGCGGCUCAAAUGGCCGCGAAACAGAUGGAGAAGCAAGGCACCGGCGGAAGCCUUCUCCUCAUCGCUUCUGUAUGCGCGCACUGCGCCAUUCCCGGGCAGUUGCUAUCGGCAUACUACGCCUCGAAAGGUGCAGUGAGGAUGCUCAAUACGGCCUUGAGUGUUGAAUUGGCCCCGCAAGGCAUUCGCUGCAAUGCAAUCUCACCCGGCUUCAUCAAUACCGACAUGAGCAAGACCUUGCGGGAACAACGUCCGCAUUUGGUGGACAUUAUGCAUUCUUCGCCACCGUUGAAGAGAAUCGGUAACCGCAACGACCUGCUCGGUGCCGCCGUAUAUUUGCUGAGUGAUGCCUCUUCGUACACCACAGGUGCUGACAUCACAGUUACUGGAGGGUUGCAUGCUGGCAGAAUUUGGACUUGA
This is a messenger RNA of Exophiala oligosperma, 930 nucleotides long. RefSeq lists its product as uncharacterized. Gene Ontology annotation, cellular component: intracellular anatomical structure. Bases 1 to 930 code for a protein of 309 amino acids. The transcript is spliced from 3 exons. Lineage: Eukaryota; Fungi; Ascomycota; Eurotiomycetes; Chaetothyriales; Herpotrichiellaceae. Gene Ontology annotation, molecular function: oxidoreductase activity, acting on NAD(P)H, oxygen as acceptor. The record is from RefSeq and is a predicted model, not a curated record.